UAGUAGUAGGGAGUCGCCAUGAUACUGCAGCCGCGCGCCUUGGGCGCGCAAGUUCGGCAGUGGAAAUGCAGAAAUGAGUCGCUGGCCACGCUCCGGUUAUCGACGAGGAGUUACUCGACCCAAUAUGCAACUGCAAGCUAUGGGAGUGUUUUCGCUAAGCAAGCGCUGUGCACCUCGACUCGACCGGUGACACGCUUGCAGCCCAUCGCUGCGAGUUCUGCGACUCUGGAGCAGGACGCCGCUGAAGCAGAUUCUAGCGCCGAGUACCUUGAAAACUUCCUUGGAUGGCUGGUCGCGAACGGUGUGCGCGGCAUCGGCCAGGAGGACAGCAAGAUUGCGCUGUUUGAGGCGGAGGGCGGCGAGCGCGGCCUGGUGUGUGAGGAGGCCAUAGCUGCAGGCGAUGUGGUUCUGGAGGUGCCGCUGCGCCUGGCGCUGACGGACCACCCGGGAGACGAGGAGUCGAACCAGCUGCUGUAUGAGGGCGCGCCGUGGAGUGUGCGCCUGGCCUGCAAGCUGCUGCGCCACAAGGCGAUGGGAGCGGCGUCACCAUGGAGCGCCUACGUGCGGGUGCUGCCCACGCAGGUGCCGGCCCCGCUGGAGACCUUCGGCUGGGAGGACAUCUCGGGUCUGCGGUACCCGGCCGCGGAGGAGGCGCUACACGCGGCGGACUGGCUGCGGGCGGACGCGGCGGAGGCGGCCGGCGAGCAGGCGACCGGCGGGCUGGGCGUCGAGGAAUUCAACUGGGCGCUGUCGGUGGUGCAUUCGCGCACCUUCGCCAACGCGGCGCCCGGCGGCGGCGUGGGUGUGCGCAUGUUGGUGCCGCUGAUUGACAUGAUGAAUCACUCGGGUGACGAGGCGCAGCUGGCGAGCCCAGCAGGCGAGGCCGCUCAGCAGGGCCACGAGGGGCAUGACGCUGUGGGGCUGGGCGGCCCCGUGGUUGCCAAAGACAACGUGCGGUGGGACCUGCUGCCCCCCGGGCGCUCCGGCACGGGCGGCUGGGCCAUGGCUGUGUCCGCCACGCGGCCGCUGGCGCCCGGGCAGGAGCUGAUGCUGUCGUACGGCGAGAGGUCCAACGACGACUUCUUCAUCCACUACGGGUUCGUGCCGCGUGCCAACCCGCACGACGACGCCGUGCUGUGGCCCGACCUGGAGGCCGCCCUGGAGUGGCACUACAGCCGCUUCGGGGCGCAGCGGCUGAGUGAGGCGGAGGCGGAGCCGCUCUACUCAGCGGCCCUGACCGCGGGCCUGGCGGAGCAGGAGGCGGAGAUACGGCAGCGCCUGACGGCGGCGGCAAGUGCGGCAGGCAACAAAGGGCAGCAGGAGCAGGAGCAGCAGCCGGUGGCGCUGCCGGAGCAGGCAGACCCAUUGGAUAGCUUGCCGGAAGAGGUGCUCCGGCAGCUGCGGCAAAUCAAGGUACUCAGCCGCGGCCGCGUGACGGAAGCAGUGAUGCGAGCCUUCGCCGCCGUCAGCGGUGAGCCAGCCGCCGCGGCUGCCGCCGCCGCCGCGGAGCGCGCCGUGGCCGUCCGGUGCGCCGAGCUGCUGCAAGCCAUGGCGCGGCCACCUGCAACCACCACCGGUGUACCUGCCGAUGGUGGUGAUGGCAGCGAGGCGGCGGCGGCCGCCCAUGCACCGGACCAGCAGCGGGCGUUGCUCCCGGCGGGCGGCCUGCUGGUGGACCUGGCGCUGCUGCUGGCGGAUGCGCAGCCGCGGCUGCUGCAGGCAUCUGCGGCAGAGGCAUCAGGCGCAUCAGCUUCUGGGGCGGGGGCGGGGACGGCAGCUGCGGCGGCGGCGGCUGAGGAGGCGGGGCUGCAAGGCGAUGCGGCGUACUGGGCGGCUCAGCUGCGUGGCUGCUGCCGGGCACUGUUGCCCCGCUACGCCGCCUUGCUGCCCGUGGAGGCCACCGCCGCCGUAUCCGCCGCCGCCGCCGCGGCGGCGACAAGCAGCGCAUCCCCGCCCUCUUCUUCCUCCGCACCCGCGGGGCCUGCUCCUGGUGGCCUGAAGAGCAGAUACAAGCGGCCGCCGCCAUCCACUGCUAGCGCCGCCGCGGACGCUGCCAGCCCUGACAGUGCUGGUGGCGCUGGUGCCAGCAGCGCAGGCGGGCCGGCAGGCGGUCUGCCGCUUGCGCCGUUGUUGCGAGCGCUGGUGCUGGGGCCGGGCGCAGCGGUGUUGACGGCGGGGGGUGGCUGCAGCGGAAUGUUGCCGCUGACGGGGCCGCAGCGCCUGUCUGCCGCUUUCCGUGCUUAUAAACAGAUGGUGCUGUGGGACGCGGUGCUUGGAUGUGGACUGAGCGGAGAGGAGCUUGCUGCGCUGCUUUGAUUCAUGGCAUGUCAUGGUACGGUGUGACUGGGGAUGUGAUGCGGGCCUCCGUUUGAGGUAGUCGACAAUAGCUCCCCUAGCUGAGACCCAGGGCGCCGCGUGGGGGUGACGUAUUUCCAUGAUCGUCGGUGCCUGGGCUUGGUGCAAUUUUGUCUAUCAGGACGCAACUACAUUAGGCACUUGCUUUGCAGCAACGGGGGCGGCGGCACGUGCCAUCGGUGCUGCCGCGGCAGCCGCUGUGCAGCUGGGCGGCGGCGCAUAUGGCUAGAUAGGUAGCGGAGUGCUGUCGAAACGCGAACGCGAAUGUGCGCGACACGAAGAGAAGUUGUAGUCGCUAGCACGCAUAGAAGGCCGGUUAGCAGGAGGCGGUCACAACAGACAUGUUACCUCAUCCAGACGGUAAACGCCACGGGCAAUAGAGGAGCGCCGCCGACCCAUCACUGAUAUAACCAGGUUGCGAUGGCUAGGCUGUCGGUCGGCUGGCGGGCUGGCGCGGAGCGAAGCUGCGGGGCGCGCGGCAUCCGAAACCAACCUGGAAGCACCAGCGCCACCGUCGUCCAGCAGCACAUGUGAGGGAGGGAGUGAGUGGAAGCGUAAGCAACCGGGAAGGAAGUAGCGGGCCAGACAGCAAGGAAAACAGCACAGCAAGUAUCGUAACCGCGGGCUGGGCGGCUGGCUGUCGCUGCGGUUGGGGCUGGCGCGGGCUGGAACGGAACUAUGGAGGCGGAGUGGACGGAGUGGAAGGCAAGUAUGUAAAUGGUGAGGAAU
Messenger RNA from Chlamydomonas reinhardtii, 3084 nucleotides. RefSeq lists its product as uncharacterized. The transcript has 12 exons. Gene Ontology annotation, biological process: peptidyl-lysine monomethylation. The record is from RefSeq and is a predicted model, not a curated record. Bases 19 to 2316 code for a protein of 765 amino acids. Gene Ontology annotation, molecular function: protein binding; protein-lysine N-methyltransferase activity. Lineage: Eukaryota; Viridiplantae; Chlorophyta; Chlorophyceae; Chlamydomonadales; Chlamydomonadaceae.